Molecule: messenger RNA, 1147 nt
Organism: Cephus cinctus (wheat stem sawfly)
Lineage: Eukaryota; Metazoa; Arthropoda; Insecta; Hymenoptera; Cephidae
Gene: wrm2
Exons: 1
Coding region: 270-449 (59 amino acids)
Source: RefSeq, a predicted model, not a curated record
CACUUUGGACAGUAACUCCACACAACAAUCCUCCAUUAGACUUGUCUGAGCUGGAAUCAGGGUUGACUAAACAUCCACAAGUGAGGGACCAAGUUGUACAGUAUCAUCAUACCAAAUCGUCAUCGGGAACACCGCAGCCACAAGAAUAUAUGGAACUUCACAAGCGAGAAAGUGAAAUCUGAUUAUUUUAAGUUUCAAGUAAAACGUCCAGCAGUAUUUACUGCAAAAUUACAAAUAUUUAUCAUACUUAGAAGACGCGGAAGUUGAAAAUGGGCUUACACGUAUUUUGGCCUGCCAGUGCCUGUUUGACAUUAUUUGUUGUAGGCGUUAUAAUGGUCCUAUUAAAGUAUGGACCACGUAUUUGUAAGACAAGACACGAACCACUUCCGUCUGAUCAAGACUGGCAAGGGAAAGCAUAUUCCCAACAAAUCUCAGUUUCACUAGCUUAGCAUAAAUAUUUUAUAAUUAUACGUACGCUAUACUAACGUAGCAGUACCUAUACUUCUUUUAUACUUUUUUAACAACAGGUAUUAUUCUCUAAAUUUUUACAAGAUUUACACUCUGCUUGAAUAGAGACAGAAAGAAACAAAGCAGAUAACUAUCAUCAUAUGAUAGUAGACUAUUUCAGAUCAUAGAUUCCUAAUUACAAUUAAAAUGUAUCAUGCAUGCUACAACCAAUCAUUCGUAUACAAUAACUGUUCAUAGAAUAUAAAUACAAGAAAGGGCAAUACUGAAUAAGUAUUUUUAAUCAAAUAUGCAAGAAGUCUCUGAGAGUAAAUGAUAUAAAGUACUGAGACUGUUGCACUUAAUAUAAAAAGAAACGAUCAUUCGUGAAACGAUGACGAAUUUAUAUCUCUAACGCUAAAUUUUAACAUAUAUUCAUUUACAUGUUUGUGACUUAUAGAUUACUAUAAAAUAAUUCCGUCCACGAGAAAUCGAAUUUUAAGUUAAUCAUACUGUAUACUUCUAAAGUGAGUGAAAGGGUAAUGCACACAUGAAAAUGAAUUUAUAUUUCGCAAAAAUUUAUUCAAUCCGUCCAAUUAUUUUUCAUAGGUGUAUAAUUAGGUUCAGAAAGAUUGUUGCGAUAGAAUUUUAUAACGCAUGUACCUUACAAUUUUACAAAUAAAAUAAAAUUGCUUUAUGUAAA